AUGUUAUCUUUACAAUUAGCUCACAGAUUAGAGAACCGUCAUGUUUUAUUGAUUGGUGCAGGUGAUGUUGCAGUAACAAGAAUCCCCAAAUUGCUACCCACAGGUUGUAAAUUAACUAUUAUUUCACCAAGUCUUCACGACAAGAUACGAGCCACUUUCCCAUCAGAAUGGCACGAUGGUAUUCCGUUGGGUGGGGUGAUCACAAAUGAACAUUGGAAUAGUCAAAUACAACAGAGUUAUCGGGUGGUAAACGAUACUUACAGACAAGAACAACUCGAUUUGGAACCAGCUUGGUCCCUGAUAUUAGUAUGCAUCAGUGAUCAUGACGUCUCUAGACAAAUAUAUGAAGAUGUUGUUGCGAAAUAUGGCUCUGCACAAAUGAUCAAUGUAGCAGAUGUCCCGCCACUAUGUAACUUCUAUUUCGGUGCAAAUGCUACAUUGGCACAGGGUAGAUUGCAAAUACUAGUCUCCACCAACGGAUUAAGUCCUCGGUUUAGUGCUUUGCUAAGAGACGACAUUGAACAAAGAUACGAUUCACAAGCUGGACAACUUGAUCUGGCCAUUGACAAGCUGGGCCAAUUGAGAUCCAGAAUCAGAGUAAUUGCGUGUAACACAAACGACGUGGCAUUCCGUAUGAACUGGGUGAAACUAGUCACAGAUAGGUUUGGUCUAGCGUACUGUCAUGUCAUGGAUGUAGAGAAACUGAGCCAUUUGUUCACUCAGAUGUACAACGACGCAACACUGCAGACAGUAACACCCGUAGCAGUCACAGACAGCGACCUCCCCUCCCACGACUACAUGUUGCAACACUAUUCCCAACUGUAA
This is a messenger RNA of Maudiozyma barnettii, 825 nucleotides long. It is a transcript of the gene MET8, whose product is annotated as bifunctional precorrin-2 dehydrogenase/sirohydrochlorin ferrochelatase MET8. The coding region runs from base 1 to 825 and encodes 274 amino acids. The transcript has a single exon. Gene Ontology annotation, biological process: siroheme biosynthetic process. Lineage: Eukaryota; Fungi; Ascomycota; Saccharomycetes; Saccharomycetales; Saccharomycetaceae. The record is from RefSeq and is a predicted model, not a curated record. Gene Ontology annotation, molecular function: precorrin-2 dehydrogenase activity; protoporphyrin ferrochelatase activity.